Messenger RNA from Ostrinia nubilalis (European corn borer), 4781 nucleotides. It is a transcript of the gene Apaf-1, whose product is annotated as apoptotic protease-activating factor 1. Gene Ontology annotation, biological process: regulation of apoptotic process. The coding region runs from base 198 to 4781 and encodes 1527 amino acids. Gene Ontology annotation, molecular function: ADP binding; protein binding. The record is from RefSeq and is a predicted model, not a curated record. The transcript is spliced from 21 exons. NCBI's taxonomy places the organism in Eukaryota, Metazoa, Arthropoda, Insecta, Lepidoptera, Crambidae.
GAUUUUUGUAGAUGCACGAGUGGUGAAUGCACUUUGUUUGCUUUGUUAUUUUGAGUGAGGUUGAUGUUGAUAGUAACAGUUCUUGUAUUUAGAAACAAAUUAAGUUGUGGGAUCAAAGGCAGUCGUGCAAGUGCAAAAUUCACGAAAUGAUCAAAACAUAGUAAACAAGGGAUGCCACAAAGGCGCAAACAAACACGAUGGACAACAAGAAAAGGCAGCUGCUUCAGCGCUACCAGCUCGACAUCGUAAAGGAUCUGGAUGUCGAGUUCAUCGUCGACGCCCUCUUCGCGAAGCAAGUGAUCACGGGCCAUGAGUUCGACGAGAUAAUCAACCGGAAAAGUCGGAAAGACCGCGCGAGGUAUAUAGUUGACUACUUACUGGCGUAUGGCACCAACAGUACGUUCGAGGCGUUUGUCGACUGCCUGGCUAAGGACUACGAUUGGCUCUGGAAAAAACUGGUGGUGGAAAACAACGAGCCAAUGCUGAACGAAAGCUUUGAGGACAGCCUGAGCCGUGGCGAUGUCCCGAGGCUGCCUAUGCACUAUGUCAGGAGAACGACUUUGGAAAAAGAAAUAGAAACAAGAUUGAUUGUCCUUGCCCGGCACAAGAUCCUGGCCCUGCACGGCAUGUCUGGCUCUGGGAAGACUUCAGCGGUGAUCAGCGUCCUCCGCGAUAACUCCGAACUUAUCACCAACAACUUCAACGGGGUUGUAUUCUGGCUCAAUCUGGCAAACUGCAAGACUGAAGAUGACGUCAUAGCACAGCAAAAUAAAUUAUACCGAAGGGCAUCGUCGAUAUACACUCGCACCUCACACAUGAACUCCACAAUGUCAAUGUCAAGUUUAGGCUCCAACAUGGACUCGCACUCCCUGUCCAGUUACGAGUGGACCUGGUUAGAACUGAGGGACAGGUUGAAGUCGCAGUUCUCGGAACAGGUUCUCAAGGAAGCCCUGUUGGUGCUAGAUGAGGUCAAUGAGAAACUUUGCGUCGAAGCGUUCGAUAUCGGAUGCAAGAUAUUAGUAACGACCCGAGACUCCGAGGUCGUUUCCAGUUUUCAGCCGCUGAUUAUCAAGGUAGAAAACAGUCUCAAAGAGGAAGAAACCUUAAAGCUGCUGGCUUCGUAUGUUGAUCUCGACGUCUCGCAGUUGCCCAGACAAGCCAAGAAGUUCCAUGAUGCGUGCAAAGGCAGCCCUUUUAACAUUGGUCUCAUCGGGGCCCAGCUAGCCGAAGACAAAGAGAGACUGAUCCAUGAUCAUAAACGGUGGAACUAUUAUUUGAAACAGCUCGAAAAAAAGGACUUCCUAUACUUGUUGAGGCAUAACGACAACCAAAUGAAAACAAUAGAGGUCUGCAUAAACUCAUUGCAACCAAAUAUCCUACCACUUUUCAAAAUGCUAGCCAUCUUGCCAGAUAACGUUAAAGUAUCCGUUAGAGUUCUAUCCAAACUCUGGAAUAAGGAGACGAGCGAUGUCGAAAUGAUCAUGAGGAAACUCCGUGUCAAAUCUCUCAUUAUAGAAAUUUACGAUCACGAUCAGAGGAACUACAUGUAUGAAGUUCACGACCUUAUUAUGACGUACUUAAAAGGCACAUUAUUGAGUGAUGAAGACAAAAAGAAAUUGCAUAGCGAUUUUCUGAAGAGCUACCAGUAUGAUGUGAAUAAGCAGCUGCCUGUUGAAAUAACGGACGAUGGUUACAUAGCGUUUUACAUCGGCUACCACAUAUUGAACACGAAGAAUCUCAACAACAGAUGGUCAUUGUUCAACAAGUUGUAUUUGGAUCUGAAGUUUCUUGGGAACAAAGUAAGGCUCACUGGACCUGCGGACGUGAUACUGGACUUACAAAAGUAUGAAACGCAAAUAGUAAACGAUACCCUUGAUAGGGACCUUCUUUGCAGCAUCAGAGCGUACAUCAGUACCCAUGGCAUAGACUUGUACCGGUACCCUAGCACCGACAUAGUUCAAAGCAUACUUCAGCACGAGUCGACUGGCAUUCUCUACACAAAAGCCUGGGAUUUGGCUCGGCAAAGCGUUGCGAAGAAGGAACUGUACUUUGAAUUCUUGCAUGAACAAGAUGUCGAAGAAAUAAAACACUCUACCAUUGACGUGAAAGAGAAUAUCUCAGCUGUGUGCUUUCUCGGCGACUAUGUGCUUGUUGGUACUUUUACUGGGCUUGUAAAGUUCUUCCAUAUACCCACUAACAAACUAAAGAAAGAACUGAACGGAUCAGAGUACGGUAUUAAAUGGAUUGGUGCAUGCCCCAUGAAUCCGCCGCAAGUGGCAGCGCUGUCUUUUGACGGCGUCAUCAAGAUGUGGUUCAUUGAUGACGUCGAGAGGGAGGAGACUGAUGACGUCAUUGAUGAAGAAAACGAGGAACUAUACAACAACAACUGUCCAAGCAACUGCACGAUACAGCCCAAGCUGGGUUUAUUCCUGAACUGCCGCUGGGCCAACCAUCACGAGGUGUUAAUCGCGCACACAGCCAAGAUGAUUGUGCUUUACAACGUCGAUGGGACGGUGCUAAAGGUGUUCGACAAUUUUGACAGGGACCAAGAGAUACUAUGUUGCGCUCCAUGCAACUACGACAACUACUUGAUCGCGGCUGUGGUCAGCAACGGCGCCAACUAUCUGUUCGUCAUCGACCAGACGAGCAAGGACAAGAUCAUGACCAUAAAGGAAACUGGGCCGGUGCUCAACAUAUUAAUUGUUCCAAGUCACCACAAGACCAUCAAAAUCAUCACCCUAAAAGCGAAAGAAAUAACGCAACACCUGUAUCAAAUAAACUACCAAAGCAAUACGUGUAUGUGCAACAAAAUUAUUGAGGCCAAAGACGUGAAGGACAAUCUUUUAUUCCUGACCAUAGUCGUUAACAAGAUUGGCACUUUGCUGUUCGCUUCGACGGACGAUAGCCGGGUCAUCUGUAUAGACUUGAAGACCAAUUCACGAAUAUUUGACUUGGAAAAUCGGAGGGGAAAUGUAGUAUCAAUGGAUGUCAGUGAAAUAGCCGUUUGGAACGACUUCGAGCCGGGCUCAGACGUACUGCUUACCGGGACCGGAACUAUUGAAAACUCCGCCAAAGUGUGGAACCUGGAACCGACUUAUGUAUUGCAGCAGACCCAGAAGAACGGAAAAGUCCGCCUCACAAAGAGAUUCGACGUAAGCUUCAACAUCGCUGUGUCUCCUCAGACACCGAGUACCACAGCCACAAACAGCACCGUACAAAGCGCCUCCACAACUCCUAAGAGACACCAGUCGUUUCAGCACACUGGUGCCCCCAAGCGGCCGGUGGUGCCUAGCCUUAGCCUAGACCGCCGCUGCAUCAAACCACUCAACCUGCGCGGGCUUUGUAACAGCCCUGGCGCCACUAUGCCGCUGCUAGCCGUGGUUGAUGAUAAGAGCAAUAUACAGGUAAUGCGCGGCAGAAAGGUGCUCACAGAAAUAAUAACUCAACCUGAAGAAGAAAUCACCACGAUCAAGAUCUCCCCUUGCAAUCUCUAUGUCAUAUACGGCCUCCGAUCUGGUAUCGUGAAGAAAUACGCCCUUAGAUCCAAAGAGACCGAAGACAUAAUGAAUAUGUACAGUUCAGUGCAAUAUUUAAAUUUCGUCAACCCGCAAUUGUUGAUAGUUGGCAGCAAAAACUCCCUGAUGGCAUACAGGUUGACCAAUGACGGUGAUUGGCAAACUGAGAUGAUGCAGUGUGAAAAGGUGCAUCUUGGAUCGCAGGAGAUACUUAAUGAUAUACAGGGUAUAAAGAAAAAAAGCAGCCAAGCGGACAACCUGUCCAGUUCGGGCAGCGAAUCAAGCCAGACUUCUCGAAGCCGAGGGUAUUUCAACCACGACGGCAAAAGUCGCCUACGUGGAGUCUGCGGCUUAGUAGACUGUUUCUACAUACGGGACGUGGGUUUCAUUACUGUGGAAAGCAACGCACUGGUGAAACUGUGGAGUCAAGAGGCGAACAAAAUGGUCUGCAUAUUGAACCCUAGGCAGAGUGACGCUCAUGUGACUUGUGCUGCGUAUAAGAAGAAUGUGCUGGCUAUAUGCGACGAUUUUAAGACUGGUUUUACAACAUUCGAGUUAAAAGUAGGCGACCAAGUUGAACUCAACCAAAUUCAAGACUACAGACUGAACAAUCGAAUUACAUCGUGUGAUUUAUCAGAGGACGGGUUUAUACUGGCGAUGGGUUUGGAUUCUGGAGAUGUUGUGGUAUGGAACGUCCCGGGCAAACGUCAGCUGCGUCUACUAAAACACCACAAGACCCCGGUCCACUGUUGUUCCUUCUCGCCCGUGCCCGACCGCCUCUACCGUAGUGCCAACUGCCAGUCGCCCGCCACGCCCCUGUCUCCCCCCGAUGUCACAGAUGAAGACAAUACCCCACUGGUGCUUGUUACUAUGGCCUCGGAAAUCGUGUGGUGGAACGUCACUUAUAUCAUGAAGAUGCGGGCUAACAAGAGUUACUGGAGGACUGGACGUAAUGUGAUGACGCCUUUGGCUAGUCCUAUGGAGAGCAAAGUUGACCUGCACGAGGCUAUGGAAAACCUCUCCAUAGGUUCAUCGAACAGUAAUUUCUUCUUCGGCAACGGAUCAUUCCAAUCGCAAGAUUGCUUUAAACUUCUGUGGAAGGGGAAAAAAUACAAGGAGGGAUCAAAGAAGAAGGAAAUACUAGCGUGCAUCAAACUAACAGGAAUGAGCGCAAAGAAGAUCUGCCACGACGAGAAAUUCUCCUGCUUCGUGACCGUCGACAAUUCAGGCCGAGUUCACGUCAUGAACGCCAUACAAGACACGUAA